CAGAGGCCAUCCAAACUUAUUAAUACAGCAACCACAGCCGGCCGUACACAGCCAGAAAUCCAUCACCAUGUCAGAAGCUAUCUGGACCUAGAAACCUCACACACUUAGCUAUCAAGGAACAAGACUAUCCUACAGCCAUGGAGGAGAAGAUGAAGCUGUCGGAAAGGAUCAAGGAGAGCAGCGACGGAGCAGAAGAUGGAAACGAAGAGGAUGAUUUGGUGUUCCCGGGAUUCCGGUUCCAUCCGACGGACCAGGAGCUUGUCGGAUUCUAUCUGAAGAGGAAGGUGGAGAAGAAGGGUUUCAGUAUUGAGAUCAUCAAGGAUAUCGAUAUUUACAAGCAUGAUCCCUGGGAUAUUCCAAAUGAAGCUCGGCAUGUGGUGCAGGGAGCAGGAGAAACAGACUGGUACUUCUUCUGCCUGCGGGGCCGGAAGUACAAGAACAGCAUCCGGCCCAACCGCGUCACCGGCUCCGGCUUCUGGAAGGCCACCGGCAUCGACAAGCCCAUACACGACGGCGCUGGCGGCGAGUGUGUUGGGCUCAAGAAGUCCCUCGUCUACUACCGCGGCAGCGCCGGCAGGGGCACCAAGACCGACUGGAUGAUGCAGGAAUUCCGCCUUCCCUCGACGUCGUCGGCCGACUUCCGAGAUGCAGAAGUAUGGACGAUCUGCCGGAUCUUCAAGAGGAACAUGUCCUACAACCGGAGCUGCCAGAAGCAGCAGAAGCAUAAGCAAGAGCACGGCAACAAACGAAGCCAUCAGCAGUUGGAGUUCUACUACGACCAGCACCACCACUACACUUGCGGCGCUUCCAUGACGAGCAGGUUCGAGUCGUCAGAGGCGAGCGACCCCGACAAGACCCAUGCCAGGCACCACCACCAGCCGUUCCUGCUGCACGGUUUCCAUGGCGCGUCGUCGGCCGCCGUGACGACGAUGACGUCGGGAAUAAUGGGAGCUCCGCCGCUGCCGUCGUCUGCGUCGGUGUGGAGCGAGCUGAUGAGCCUCCCGGAUAGCGGCAGCAGCUGGGAUGAGCUCGGGAGAGUCCUGGGAGAUCUCGACGGAUGCGAUCUACAUGUAAAUACAGAUUACUAGUGUGAUUAUUAUCAAUAUCUGACUUGUUUGUAGAGUAUCUGCAUGUAUGCAUGCAUGCUUGUAGAGUACCACGAGCACCUAGCUAGUAUAUAUUACUGUUUGCAUGCAUGCUUGUAUGCGUCCUAGGAGAACAGGAGCACUACACAGGAACUCUAAUUAUGUACAUGCUAUGCCAUUUUCUGGCCUCAUUUUGUGGUCUCAAUGCUUACCAACUAUUUGCAGUA
Phragmites australis (common reed) is the source of this 1312-nucleotide messenger RNA. Its product is annotated as putative NAC domain-containing protein 94. The record is from RefSeq and is a predicted model, not a curated record. NCBI's taxonomy places the organism in Eukaryota, Viridiplantae, Streptophyta, Magnoliopsida, Poales, Poaceae. Gene Ontology annotation, biological process: regulation of DNA-templated transcription. Gene Ontology annotation, molecular function: DNA binding. The coding region runs from base 138 to 1088 and encodes 316 amino acids. The transcript has 3 exons.